AUGAACCUUUUUCUAUUUGACCCCAAUGGCUAUGAGAAGCUCUACAAUUGUAGUGCUUAUAAAGUAGAGGAUGUUCCUAUUGAGAAAAGGCAGGAUAUUGUUUGGGGACUCAUUUUUGUUAUUAUGUUUGUUUUAUAUGAGCUUCUUUAUCUCCCUUGUAUCUACUCAAUAACAAAACAUUUAGAUCAGGCUUGUUAUAAAUUUAUGCUUUUUAUUGGAAUUGUUGAUAUCAUAUGUUUACCAGUCUGCGCAUUAAUUCAUGGAUAUUUUGCUAUUACAGGUGCUGUUUUCUGUUCUCAUCCAACAUUUAUUUACUUGGCUGGAAGCUUUGGAUUUUUUUUUUGGGUUAUUGAAAGCAGCGGAGAUAUUAUUUUGGCAGUUAAUCGUUGUGUAGAAGUAAUUAGUCCAAUUUGGGGGGAGAGGCUUUACAACGGGAAAAGGGCCUGGUUGUGGAUGUUGCCCCCAAUGAUUUAUGGGUUAUACGUUCUUUUUUAUACCAAACCUAUUUUAUUUUCUGGAAUUUAUUUUGCUUGGUUUUUUAAUCCACAUGUUGGAUAUAUUGAUGACUUUGGCCUUGUGUAUAACAACCCAAUACAAACAUUUCACAACUGGCUAGUCACCUUCGGUCUCUCAUCCUCCUAUAUUGUUUUCACCACUGUAUUUUUUAUUCGCGCAACUCGUGGUAACAACAGAACCUCUCUUGCACAAAAAAUGUCAUUCCUUCAAGUUUUGGCUAUUUCCAUUGUAAAUAUUGCUACUGGACUUAUUUAUAUUUAUAUGCAGGUAAAUAAUGAGGGAGAGGAAGGGACUAGUGGUAGGGAUUAACGUGCAGUCAAAAAUUAAUAAAAUAGCUAAAUGUAGGCCUAGAGCCUUGAGAUUUUGCACAGUCGUCUU
This is a messenger RNA of Meloidogyne enterolobii, 894 nucleotides long. Lineage: Eukaryota; Metazoa; Nematoda; Chromadorea; Rhabditida; Meloidogynidae. The record is from the annotation of a GenBank genome assembly.